AUGCCCGAGAUGCUACUCGCCCGCGGAGAGCGUCGAGAUCGCCUCAUCGGCCGACCAAAUUGCCGACGGGCGCUCCGUGAGCAUGCCAUGGACAGCCGUAUCCGCUUCCAUAUCCGACUGACUCGCAAUCGCAGAUCCAGACAACAACAACAACACCAACAGUUCAGCGUGCAGCCAACAAUCGCGUUCGCCGUCUUCCUCGCAAGCCACGUGAUUGCCGCACUGUAUAGCCCUCUCCAGGACUGCGAUGAGGUCUUCAAUUACUGGGAGCCGACGCACUACCUCAACCACGGCCACGCCUUUCAGACUUGGGAAUACUCUCCGGAAUACGCCAUUCGAUCAUGGACUUAUGCGGGACUCCAUGCCCUGGUCACGCCGUUUGCCCGAUUCUUACCCUUGACCUUGGCCUCCAAGGUCGCCGAGUUCUAUUUCCUCCGUCUUGCACUCGGCUUCGUUUGCGCUCUGUGCGAGACCCGACUGUUCUCCAAGCUCACGGCGGUCUUGAAUCCCCGGAUCGCGCUGCUGUAUCUUCUGAUCACCGUGACUUCUCCCGGCUCCUAUCACGCUAGCGUUGCCUACCUUCCCAGUAGCUUCGCCAUGUACUUCGUCAUGCUGGGCUCGGCCGCUUUUAUGGAUUGGCGCGGUGGCCUCCGGACAGCUCAGGGAAUCUGGUGCUUUGGCAUUGGUGCGUGCAUUGGCUGGCCUUUCGCAGCAGCAAUGACGAUUCCAUUCUUGCUCGAGGAGCUUCUCAUGGCCUCCGUGAGCGACCUGCAAGCCUUGACGAACCUGUUCUGGCGCGUUGUCGAUGGUGUCGUUCGCACCGCGCUCGUGCUUGGCCUUCAGGUUGCCCUAGACUACUUCUUCUUCUACAAGAAGUUUUCCAUUGUACCGCUGAACAUCGUCCUGUACAACGUCUUCAGCACCAAGGGACCCGAUCUCUACGGCACCGAGCCAUGGCACUUUUACCUCCGAAACCUCUUCCUCAACUUUCACGUCUGGCUUCUGCUGGCACUGGCCUCUUUACCACUGCUUCUCGUCCAACACUUCCUGCGAGCCAAGGGAGCCACCCGAUCGAGCUAUCUGCGAGGCAUCAUCUUUCUCACGCCCUUCUACCUUUGGCUGACCAUCUUCACUCUUCAGCCACACAAGGAGGAGAGAUUCAUGUACCCGGCGUAUCCAAUGCUGGCAUUGAAUGCAGCUGUCGCCAUGCACAUUGUGCUGGCCAACUUGGGCUCUACCGACGCCAGAGACCUCGUCAGCAAAAUUCCAGUACAGCUGCGCUUGACCGCUAUUCUGGCAUUCGUCGUGCUUGCAAUGACGAUCUCUGCUUUUCGCACGAUCGGCACCAUCACCGCUUACGGAGCGCCACUCUCCAUCUACGCACCGCUGCAUCGGACCGGAGUUGCGAAGCCCGGCGACGCAGUGUGUCUGGGCAAAGAAUGGUACCGCUUUCCGUCGCACUACCUGCUUCCGGAGGGCGUGCGUGCGAAGUUCAUCAAGAGCGAGUUCAAGGGCCUACUACCUGGAGAGUUCUCAGAAGCCAAGCAAGGCUUUGGUCUGUAUCCAGGCACCUGGCUUGUGCCGCCGGGCAUGAACGACGAGAACCGAGAAGAUCCCAGCAAGUAUACUGACGUGAAGUAUUGCGAUUUCAUUGUCGAUUCGAAUCUACCGAGCACUGCAACAACGGAUCUUGAACCCAGCUUUAUCGCCGACGAGCAGCAUUGGGAGAAGGUCAAAUGCUUGCCGUACCUUGAUGCGUCUUCGACUGGAGCACUCGGUCGUCUGGGCUGGAUCCCGGAUCUGCCAUUUGUUCCACCUCGAUUCAAACGAGUGUGGGGCGAUUACUGUCUGCUGAAGCGUCGCACAAAGCAGACUGCGCAAGAGGCGAAGAAGCCGCUGCCGAACAUAGAGACAUUGUUGUAA
Lecanosticta acicola is the source of this 1923-nucleotide messenger RNA. The record is from the annotation of a GenBank genome assembly. Lineage: Eukaryota; Fungi; Ascomycota; Dothideomycetes; Mycosphaerellales; Mycosphaerellaceae.